CAUUCCUUCACUGUCGGUGUGCAGAGACGGCUUCGGUAAACCCCCAAAUCCCGCUCCAGCUGUACAUUAUGGAAGAGAUUAAUAACGUAGAAGUCGUUCCGUGCACAGAGUCCGAAUACCUGAAGCCGUUCCGGGUGCUCUACAAUCAGAAUGGCACAAAGAAAUCCUGGGACUUUAUGCAGAGUCACGACAGCGUAUCUGUGCUGCUCUUCAACACCACCUCACACUGUUUUGUCCUCGUCAAGCAGUUCCGUCCAGCUGUUUACAUGUGUGAGUGGGAAAAGGCCAAGACGAAGACCUCUCAGGGCGCCGAAAAGACCGAAGAGGGCGACGCCUCCGAAUCUCAAGAGGGCCAGUCGGCCUCGGCCGAGGAGAGCUCUCCUUCGUCCCAAUGGCCCCCGGCCUCGGCGGGGGUCACCUAUGAGCUCUGUGCCGGCCUGGUGGACAAACCGGAUCUGUCGCUGGAGGAGAUCGCCCGGCAGGAAGUGCUGGAGGAGUGUGGCUACGAUAUACCAGCCUCCAAGCUGAAGAGGAUUACUUCGUUCAGAACAAACGUGGGUUUAAUAGGUUCGAAGCAGACCAUGUUUUACGCCGAGGUUUCCGACGACAACUGCGUGAGCGCCGGCGGAGGCGACCCGCGCGAGGGGGAACUCAUCGAGGUCGUCAAAGUCCCGCUGCACGAGGCCAUGACGUUUGCCUACGACGAACGUAUACCCAAAUCCCUGGGCCUCAUUUUUAGUUUCAUCUGGUUCCAUAAUAACAUGUCUCCCAAGUACAAGAUAUCCACCAAUGUGUAACUAACAUUAGCCACUAUUUCUAUUAUUUACUGCAUAUUAAAGUCAAACACACUGGCCCGGCACACCCUCUGCUCCCUCACAGCUCAUCAUCCUGUGUUGCCUUUUCUGCUCAUUGGUACACAAAGCAGGGUGGGCUCCUUCUUUUGUCUUUAUCACUUCUUUUUUAAAUUAUUUUUUAUGUAUUUUAAAUAUUCUCCUACAAAGAACCAGUUUGGCGCUGGUGCAGCUUCUCUUAAAUAAUUUUUUAAUAUGCUAAUUAUCUAUUUCUCAUGUGCCAUCUCUUGUUAAUGGCUUCAUAUCACUCGUCAUAUUUGCCUGCACAAUUAAAGGAAGGCUCUGGCGCUCUUGGAUGUUUUCUAUUUUACAUCAUUGUAGCCAUUUUUUAGGUAUUUUAAUUAGGCCUGUCACAAUAACAAAUUUUUGCUGGAUGAUAAAUCGCCCUACAAGUUAUUGCGAUAAACGAUAAUAUUGUUUUUGAGACCAUUUUCAGGUAAUAUAAUGGCAAAUAUCAUUAAGCUUUAAUUUUUAAUGAACAUUUAACACUAGAAAUGGAAGAUAUUUUAAAUAUCCAAAAUAAAUAAACUGAAAUACUAAAUAAAAUUGAUUUUAAAGUCUCUGUAAAUAAAACUGUUCUUCAACAAAGGGAUUAGUUGAGACCAGCACACCAGACUUGAGACUUUGGUCGUCCAAUUUUUGGUAGAAAGAGAGAUCAAUAAACCAUGCAAAUGGAAAUUAUUGAGCUCAUUUUAAUGGCUCAUGUGAUUAAUUGAUUCAUUGCUAAUUGCAACAGGCCUAAUUUCAACACCUUUGUAAAUUAGGCAUGGGCUGGUUUGUACGGAGCUCUUCAGAGGGCAUGGGGAAACUUUUUUUCUUUUGCGUUUCCUUGCAAAAGGUUUUUUGUGUUCUCUACAAUAAUACUAAUCAAUUCAUGCAGCAUAAUUGAAUACUGUAAGCCUUUCUUACUGCACUUUCUGCUUUAAGCUAUGUAAGGUUUUUUCAUGAAUGUUAAUAUCUCUUUGUGAGAUAUCUGAAGUUUUAUAUAUUUUUGUUUAGUAUAGAAAUGAACCACAAACCUAUAAACAGAAACUUUCCAUAGGUAGGAAAGAAAUAAAAAUACACCUAAACUUCUUGGACUAUUUCUGAGUUAUUGCGGGAAACAAGUCAUCUGACAGUUUUAAUUGUGUCUCUAUUGUGCUGGAAUGGUUUUAAAGGGCCGUUUUCAUGUGCAGUUCUGUCUCGAUCUUACACAAACGGACGUAAACAUGCAAAGUCGAGUUUCAAUCAGUUUUUUUUCACCAAAGAGUUUAUAAUAAUAAACACGUUUUCACUGAGGCUCUGUAAGAGCCGUAUGAAUGAAAUGAGUAAUUAUUGAUAUGCCAGGAGCAGGCGGCUUUGACACCUGGGUGGUGGGUGUGUCGAUGUGGGCGUGGCUGUCAACAAGUGUGAAUGGGAAGGUUACUGGCCUGGUGUGUAUGAGGAAGCGGGUGAGCAGGGUGGUCAUAGUUUCUGUUGACCGUGUUGUAGUGCCGUUGAUCGUUGGCACUUGUGCAUUGUUUGGUCUGGUCAGUCCGUGUUGCAGUCCUUGUAAAGUUUGAAGCAUGAUUAUCAAAAUGGGGAAAAAGCGAUAAUUGUGACAGAUGAGAUUCCCCGAGUUAACCCAGUGCGGCCCUCUGCCACCAUUUGUUGCACAUUUAGGCUCUUUAAAUAUGUAUAUAUUUGAAAUGUUGAUUGACAUUCGUGACUGUAUACAAAAUAGACCAGCAAAUAUUGCAGUAAGCUUAUUGCGAGGGAACGCAAAAGAAAAAGAUUUCCCCAUGUCCUCUGGAGGGCUCCGUAGGUUUGAGAUUCCCUCCAGUUUUAUGGUAUCUUGUCCAAAACUGAGAGCAAAAAUGUAUAAAAAAAUCUUACUGCUUCUAUUUUGAAAAACACCAACUAUUAUUACAAGUUCUCAAAAAACAUUGAAUAUUACAGUGAUGUUGAUUUUGAUGCAUAAAACAAACAAACACAACACAACUGUCCGUGUUUUUCAUGACUGGAAAUAUUUCCAAAUUUAUCUUUGUUACAUGUGAAGGUAAGUCAAGCGAACUGUCAGUAUUUUAACAACAUGUAGGGGAGGGGAAGUGUUGCGUUAGCUUAAUCUCUGCUGAAUAAAUGGUGUAAUCUUGGCAUACAGUAACAAUAACCGGCCCAUGCCUACAGUAGAAGGCAGUUAAAAGUCACAAACAUCUCAAUAAUGCAAAGACUCACCAUUUAGAAACACAUUCCCAUUUAUAAGUACCUAAAAAGCAACAUUUUAACAAUGAAUUUAACCCACAUUUACCCGGCAUUCACCCUGAAUCUGAACCGGACAGCAGAUAAUCACCCAGUUAUGCAAAAACGUUGAGGUGUUCAGGCAAGCCAUAUGUAAUUCCUUCGAUCCCCGUCCUUUAAGCAAUAGCUGUUCUACUACCCAAUGCUGAAAAAUAAUUUAUUAGCCUUGAAAUUAGUGCCAGUCGAGAUAUAAUCAACCCUCGAUCACACAGGGAUAUCACACCCAACUUUACUCUGAGGGAACUGAAGCACAAUCAUGCUAGAAAAUGAUGUACAGCAGAACUUUUUGAAUAAAAGUUAUAUAUGUAAUGUAUUUUUCUUUCCUUUUUUGCUGAUGACACACAGUUUAAGCUCUAAUAAAAUUAGGCUCAUUAACGCACUCAAAUCCACUCUUGGCAUCUUUGUUUUAAAAGUUACCUACCCUUGCAGAUCAUUAGUGAGAAGAAUGGAUCGUUUUUCUUUUCCAUAGGAACUUUAAGAAGACAUUAAUUAGCAUUUCCAAAAUGAACAUUCUUCUAUACACAAAUUACAAGAAAAACCUCAAACUCAUGAAUACACGGCUAAUCUCUGAACAUCAGCAAAUUGCCAAAUCUCAGGUCCAACUAUUUCAACCUUAUACUUUUAACAAAUCUUUGAACGUGACAAUGAUCAGCAUGCCAUUAUUCAUAAUCCUGAAACAUCCCAUUUCAGCUAACUUCCAGCUUGUGUAUCCGAAGACAUCCAAGUGUCCUCUGUAUUUUUAUUAAAGGGCUGGUACUUCAUUAAUUAUUUCAUGUGUAAAAACAAAAUAAUUCUCACACAGAAGUGUUAAAAUGAUAUGCAAGAUCUGAAACAACGGCCAUAGUGUUUGUGCAACACGGUGAUGUUUGUGUAGAGCAGAUAACAUGUUUCCAAACGAGAAAAAAAAGCAAAAUUAAGUAACUGAUAUGUUGUUAAAUGCGGUGGCACAAGAAUGCCUUGGGAGAUAUAAGGCUGUGUGAAGUGCAAUGUUAAAAAUACUUGUUAGAAAUCAUUUAUUUGGUGAUUGUGUUUCUAGGAAGUUGUACACCAAAACAAGAUAUAACGACUUGAGCUUAAGCCUAGUGUUGAUUUUAAUUCAACAAUUGUAAGGUAGUUUUUUGGAAUCUUUUUCUUUGGUAUGUUCAUUGAGUUUCAGUUUUUUAGCAACAGCUGAUGCAGCAUAAAUUUCUCUUUUAUUUAUUUAAAAAGAUAGCUGACUCCACACUUAAUUAGAAAAGUAGACCACUAAACCCUACUUGAAAAUAAAGUUUAGGCCCCAUUUACACAGGAUUAAGACCACUUUGGCAUUUUACCGCUGCUUUCCUGGUUAUCUUAUCACUUUGCUACCAGCAUUUGGAUCAUAUCUGUACUGCAAUCUAAUUUAACAGUGUGCAUAACUUCCCAUUGCAUGUUAUCGUUUACAUCUGGAAAUUUGGCUCAUGUGCACAACGCUGAACAGCAAAACAUUUAUUCUUUUAUCAUGCCAUUGUUGGUGCGUUAGAAUAAAAUGAAACCUGGAGAUGUAGAUAUUAAUUUGGUGCAGUGUGCCGCAGCAAAGGGGGAAAAUAAUGUAGAAAAACCACUUUUUUUUCCUCUUGCCGUUGCAACCGACAACAGCGCCACCUUAUGUUUCAGAAUUGAACACCAAAAAACACUCAAACAUUUCUCACAGACAGAAUACAACGUUCAGUCUGUAAGAGUUUUAUGUUUUUAUUGUGAUCUGUCACCUUUUUUUAUUUUGUAACUGAGCCAAAACACACCGAUAUCCUACGUCACAUCUACAUGAUCGUUAGUCAAGCUAGUAUAACUGAACUACUUCCCUCUCCUUCGCUCAUUUUUUUGGGUUUAAAACGUUUUCCUAACAUUAUCUAGUUGUUGUAAUGUUGACAAUUAGUAGCAAAGCACUGCGUCCCUUUUUCUCUUAUAUAUCAGGCGUAUGUUUGAGAUUUAGCGCUUUAUAUUGACAACGUAACAGCUAAACCCAAUGGUAGUCAUCGUAAUGUCCGACGUUUGUGCCGUUUUCUCUCGCCAUUUAUCGGCCAUAAGCUCUUAAGGAGCUUAUGCCUCCUCAAGACCCAUCUCAUUCACUAAUGUCAAUUUGGUAGCAAAACUUAUUUUAUCACGCUGUGAUAAACAGUUGUAGUACCCUGACAACACGCUACGAACUAUGGAAACCAGUGAGUUUUAAGCCUGUCCGGCUCUUGCUGCAAUCAAGUUGCAUGUGCGUCCGCUGUUUACAAAUAAUCCCUCUAUAAGUGGGACGUUUCUGUACCUCCACCAUCAGUUUCAGAUCCAAAGAGGAGGAGCGAACACCAUCAGGAUCAUUAGCUUAUCAGCAUUGAUGCAGGUAGAUUGAUAUUCUGGGCAGAGCAAAAGCGACACUGCCAAUCAGGAUUUCAUGCAAUAAACUUAAUUGUAAGCACACAUCUGAGAGUGCAAUCAUUCACCCAAAAUCUGUUUUCUUUCCCAAUCAUUCUGAGCGGAUCACCCAAUAACUCUGAAUGCUGACUGUUAUUUAGGAGCUGCAAUCCGGUUAUUGUACAAUUGUGUUUAUCGACGUCAUAGGCAGCUGCUUGCACUUUUUCUCCUCUUCGUAUUGAUGAAUGCAGCUAAUAGGUUUUACAUUUUAACUGCAAGCAAACAACUCCUGACUCUUCUCGUCUCCCAGCAACCUACAUGCGUAAUUUGGAAGUGUGUGUUCUUCUCCCCGGAUAAUGCCUUGUACACACGUAGACAGGUCUUCGUAAAAACAAAUCUCUCUGCCACGUACAAACAGGAUCCUUUUCAGAAAGGGUUUUCAUCCACAUGAAUCCACACAAAUAUGUGACUCAGCGUUACUUUAAAUAUGCCAAACCUAUAGGGGGCAGUGUAGGGCAAAGCUAAAACCUACCUCAGCCAAUCGGAUUGCUUCAAAACAAUUUCUUGUUAGGAAUUAGACAUAGCUCCAGGUGGUUUGUGUGGACAGAUAGAUACUCUUAACUAGCGUAUUAGAAUAUAAAGUUAAUAAAACACAACACAAUGUUGCUUGGGAGUCACGUCAAAGCAAGUAUGUAGAUAUAUUGGCACAUUAUUUGGUGCAGACUGUAAUGGCCAUAACCCUAAAUCUCAUGCAAUCAUAAAUAUGGAGUUUUCUCAAAUCUCCACCUUGGUCUGUGUUUUUAUAAACUGUUUUUAGUGAUAUUAAACUGAGUUUUGUUUGGAUGAAAGGCCAAAACAAUAAUUUAUUUGUUUUUCCAGAUAUCUGGCUACUUGGGGACAAGGCCUUUGAUGGGAAUGUAGCCUAAGUGGUUUUAGUUUUAGUUGGUCCACUCUCACGUUGUAAGUCCACAGAUGAGCGUUUCUGAUUUGUGGACUACCAACUCAUUGGUCGAAUGGAGAAUUCAAAAUGCCUUUGCAUAUUUAUUUUUUCAGAUUCUAGUCGGUUCAGCCUUACUAACAGAUAUUGCAGUGCUUCUCCACCCUGAAGUCUUACUUCUUUCACAAUAACUAUUAUACUUUUGAUUAGAUUCUAACACCAUUUAAUGAUUUAUUUUCUUCCCAAACUGUACAAAUAUAUGGAUUUAUGUUUAAAGCCGUACAUUGUCGCUGAGCUUCCAUCAGGAUAUUAUUUUUGCAUUAAUGUUCUUAAUUGAUGACUUGUUUGUUCAUAUUCUCUAAAAAAGGAUUUUAAAAAUAACUUUAAAAUAAAAACUCUUAAGCCAGAUCACCUAAUAAGUCAAACUUUGAUACAUGUUGUAGAAACUUCACAAUCAAAAACCACAUGACCUGUUCUAAGAUGUCACAAUUGUAAGGCAGCUGUGAAUUUUACUUCACUUUACAUUAUAACCAGCAACCAUAUUUAUUUCACCUAAAAUUUACUUGUUUUAAAAAUUAUGCAGCGUUUUAAAGUAAAUAAAGCCAUAAACCAUUAGAAGAAAAAUAUUUUAAUAGUAUUCACUUCAAAGUUCAAGUUUACUUCUGGUUUAACGUUGAGAAACUAAUAAUAUAAACGCUAUUUAAACUUGAAGGCCAGUCUGAAACUAAAUGUGCCUAUCAAAUGCGGACAAAGUUGACAUCAUUUUUUUAUGGAUGUGUUUUUAAUGUUGUGAGGGCUAAACACCAGAUAGUCAGUAGAAAAAGAUGGUUCAAAAUAAGUUUUAAACAUUAAUAGAAAGUCUCAUGAGCACAAUUCAAAGAAAUGUGCAUUUGCUUACAUUUUGUGAACUUUCUUUUCUGAAUAGAACAGCCAAAAGACGAGUUUGUGCUUCUUUAAAAAAACGUAUAUGUUCAUAUUAUAAAUAGAUAUACAGCAAGUAAUGACCAGAACUCAAGUUGACUUAAAGCUGCAUUCGGAUUUACUGACGGCUUAAAAAAUAAUCCAAUCAUCAAAGGACAAAGCAUCUGCAAAGUGUGAAGGUUAUGUAACUGAGAGUCAAUUGUUGGCAAGAAUGAAAUUACAAAAAGGCGUUUGAGCAUUAUGGUGGCACUUCAGGUUCACCAGGUUGAGCCUGAUUCACGAAGAAGGCAGUUAUGCAUCUGAGCGAAAUGUCUGGCUAUAAUUCAGGAUUAUAGUUUUGCAGAACCAGUGGAAACGAAAGCUAUUUCAAAAAAUGUCAAGUUGUAAAAAUUAUAAAUACAAAAAAAGUGUAAAGCAUAUUUUUCCUUUCAAUUUAAUGAAAACCAAUGCAAUGUCAGUUUGUGAAAUAUUCACAAAACUGGUCUAACUGAAAACUUUUCUGGGGUUUUUGCACUUCCGUCUUUGCUGGAAGAGUUUAUCAGAUGUCAACUAACUAUCUAAAAUUAAUGAGUGUUUGGAAAUGUUUACAGUUUUUUGUGCAGCAUAAUGGAUCUAAGCAGCAGUCUGGUGAAAAUUAGCCCGUUGUUCUACGCUUUGCUUCGCUUGGAAACGAGUGUAACGGUGUAGAAAAGAAAUGGGAAAGGAUAGGACUGAGAUUGUUUUAGGCAAAACGAAUAUGGAUGAAUUUGCACAGAAAUGUAACAAUAAAACACUAUAUAACAUAUUUAGGGAAUUUAUCAAUAUAAAACUGCGAUAUUGGGGUUAAAAGUGUAAAACUAAAUUACAGUUUUUGUCAAAAGUUCACAAAAUCAGUCCAACUGACAACUUUUGGGGGGUAUUUAUUUAUUUAUAUAUAUAUUUACUAUUUUCCCUGCUGGUACAUUUUGUAAACUAAUCAUGUAAAAUUUGGAAAUGGUCGUAAAUGUUCACCGUUUUUAGUACAGCAUAAUAUAAGUCUGGUAAAAAGAAAAAAAGUUACACUUUGGUUCGUGAAGGAAGACUGGAAGAGCAAAGGAAAGCAAUGGCCAGAUUACAACUAACAUGAUUAUAGGCAAAGUAACACAAAACUAAACAAAUUUACACGAAAAUGUCAAACUUUGCAAUGAAAUAUAAAGAUAGAUCUUUAAAUAACCAACGUAGGCAGUGUAUCAGUAAAAAAAAACAGUUGAUUUGGGGGUUAGUUAGACUUUAAGUAAAUCGCUAAACAUAAUAAAUAUAAAAAAUUGUAAACCAUUUGCUGAUUUUCAAAGAAAAUUUUGUCAGCUGUCAAAAUCACAAAAUUGGUCUAGAAUGGGCAACUUUUGAGGGGUAAUUUUUAUUUUUUUCUUUGCUGGUUUGGUUUACCAGAUGUAAACUUAAUCACAUAAAUUUGGGAAUGCUUGUAAAUUUUCCCAGUUUUUUGUGCAGCAUAAAGAACAUAGUUGACUCAUUUGGCAAGAAAACAAAAUUUACUUCCUAAGACAUCUAUCACCUUCAAACGCCUAAGUUUCCUACUUAAUGACGGCAUUAAAUGCACUUUGGACUGCUUAGAGUGAGGCAAGCCAUAUUUACACUACUGAAAUAUACAGUAUUUAAUACUAAAUAAAUCAUGUAUGAGCUGGAUUUUAGCCACUUUCCCUGCGUUUCUACCUCCAUCUCUCAGGCCCACAACAAAAGUUUGUCUUUUUUGUUUUUUAAGGCAUUCUUUUGCAUCUUAAUGCUCCACCACACGUCGACACUCAAUGGUUCUCAGUGGUCACAAAAUAAAAUCAUCAAUACAAGAAUUUUAUAAAUGCUCAGUUUGCUUCUUUUAUCUGUGAUGCGUUUUAGUUUACUUUUGUUAAGGAUUUGUGCAUUUUCUUCACAACUUCUUACUGUGUUUCUGAUGUUUUGAGGUGGAAAAAUGUUAAAGGUGCUAUGUGUAGUAUCCUCUAAGAGAACAUGUGUUGGUCUUAAAUAAAACCACUGUUCAGGCCUGAACAGUGAUUAAUUACCUCUGGUCAUUAGACAAAACAAUGGUUCUGGCUUUGCUGAGGAAUCCUGAAAAAUGCACUUUGAUUGUUGGACAAAGUGUGCAAAGUUGGUCACGUUUGCCUCUUUUCUUGCUGUCUGGAAGCCACAUUUCCAGAAAACGACUCUAAAGUGGCUCAUUGUGACUUUAUGUUGUAGCACUUGUUAAUCUGUUUGGUAAAAUAAUGUCCAGCGACAAAUCCUACACACAAUACCUUUAAAUGAAAGACCCGUUUGGAUUUUUUUCUUAUUGUAAACAUGAGUCAAAUGUAAUUUUUUUUUUCUCAUUUUUCUGGUGUCUCACUGAAUUUUUG
Messenger RNA from Xiphophorus maculatus (southern platyfish), 9686 nucleotides. RefSeq names its product nudix hydrolase 14 (gene nudt14). Lineage: Eukaryota; Metazoa; Chordata; Actinopteri; Cyprinodontiformes; Poeciliidae. Gene Ontology annotation, biological process: ribose phosphate metabolic process; nucleoside phosphate metabolic process. The record is from RefSeq and is a predicted model, not a curated record. The transcript has 5 exons. Gene Ontology annotation, molecular function: UDP-sugar diphosphatase activity; metal ion binding. The coding region runs from base 69 to 797 and encodes 242 amino acids.